Molecule: messenger RNA, 2002 nt
Organism: Ziziphus jujuba (common jujube)
Lineage: Eukaryota; Viridiplantae; Streptophyta; Magnoliopsida; Rosales; Rhamnaceae
Product: transcription factor DIVARICATA
Exons: 2
Coding region: 858-1784 (308 amino acids)
Molecular function (GO): DNA binding
Source: RefSeq, a predicted model, not a curated record
GUACCUGUUCCAUAGAUCCCUGACUCUCAAGCACAGAGCCACUAGUACAAGGAGCAGCCAAAAACCACCAUCUAUAUAUUUUUUUCUUCUUCAACCUUCUUCCUACUCGCUUUUUUCGCUUUACUCUCACUCUCUCUCUCUCUCUCUCUCUCUCUAAAGAGGAGGGGAAAAAAUUAAAAAAAAAAAAAAAAAGACUAAAGCUUCCAUCUUUAGCAACUUAACCUCUGUGUAAUCUCUUUCUCUGUUUUUCUUUUAUCGUAAUCUUCCUAAACUUGGUAUUCUUUUCUGGGUUUUGAGAAUCUUUUCGAUUUCUUUAGAAGGGAAGCUCCGAAUCUCAGCAGCUUGUAUGAACUUUCAAGUUAUCGAAGUUUCCAAACACUAUUUUUCUGCUUUUUUUUUUUUUUUUUUUUUUUUUUUUUGGGCAGGGUUUCGCUUCUAUUUGUUUAACUUUAUUGUCUAGCUAGUUUGUUUUCGGAUCUGGUAUGGAAUUCUAGGGUUUAUCUUUCGACAACCCAAGAUCUGCUUUUUCAAAUUGCUUCCCGAAUUUCUCCUUGUUUUUUGGAAAGUUGAAACCUUUUCUAGAUUCCUCAACUUAUGCGUUUGUGAAAAGGUCUCUGAGAAUCUUUUUUCAAAUGCUUCUUUGAUUAAUGCAUGUUUGGUCAUAGAAACCUCCACCUCUGCAUUUUCCCGUCUGGGUUUUCUCUCUCUUUGAACUUUCACGGAGAGAGAGAGAGAGAGACACACACACACACACACACACACACACAUACAAACAAAGACUCAUUGUUUAUUUAUAGGUGGCAUGUUUUGAUAUAAGCUUCAAUUGCACAGUAUAACCAUCCCUGAAACCCCCAACCAUGUAUAGAGGAAUUGAAGUUCUCUCUCCAGCCUCCUAUCUUCAGAACUCAAAUUGGUUGUUUCAGGAAAGCAAAGAAGCCAAAUGGACCCAUGAAGAAAACAAGCAAUUUGAAAAUGCCCUUGCUUUGUAUGAUAAGGAUACCCCAGAUCGAUGGCUGAAAGUAGCAGCUAUGAUUCCAGGAAAGACGGUAGGUGAUGUGAUGAAGCAGUAUAGAGAAUUGGAAGAAGAUGUUAGUGAUAUUGAAGCUGGUCUGAUCCCAAUUCCUGGGUAUUCCAGCAACUCUUUCACGUUGGAGUGGGCUAAUAAUCAGGGUUUUGAUGGGUUAAGACCAUAUUACAGUGUCAGUGGAAAGAGAGGCACAUCAACAAGGCCUUCUGAACAGGAAAGAAAGAAAGGGGUUCCAUGGACAGAAGAAGAGCACAGGCAAUUUCUGAUGGGGCUUAAAAAGUAUGGUAAAGGGGAUUGGAGAAAUAUCUCUCGGAAUUUCGUGACUACUAGGACUCCAACUCAGGUGGCUAGUCAUGCUCAGAAAUACUUUAUCAGGCAGCUUACCGGAGGGAAAGAUAAGAGAAGAUCCAGCAUCCAUGACAUCACAACCGUUAAUGUCCCUGACACUAAAUCUCCACCAUGUCAUACUAAGAAACCUCCAUCACCAGCUCAUUCUGCUAUGGUUAUGCAGCCACAGCAGCAUCCAAAAAAUAUUAGUGCUAUGGUUAAGCAGCAAUAUGAUUGGAAAUCACCAAAUGAAGGGAUGCCUAUGGUUUUCAACCCCACAAUUGGUAACACAUUCAUGGGACCAUUUUGUGGUAUAACUUCGUAUGAACCGAAGCUUGAGGCGCAGAAUUUCCUCGGUAGCAAUUUUCAUGGAUCUCAAUUGGGUUCUUACGGUACAAUUCUGCAGAUGCAAUCCCUGCAACAUCAGUGAACCUCUGUGCAAAGAGUGGAGAUGUUUUAGAAAUCUAGUGAAAAAAAUGGUGGUUUUCAUGUGAAUAUAUUUGAUGAGGACUUUGAGUUAGUCCCUAGUAAUUAGACUCUUAUAAAGUGAUCGAUCGCCUUUGUCCAUAUUCUUAUUUAAGAUUCAAAUUCUGAAUCAUUGAACCAAAUUGAUGAAGUUAAUCAAGUGAAAAGGUUGAGCUUUGAUCA